AUGCGAUCUUUCUGGGUCUCUGCAGGUCAAACGAUGGGUGGUCGCCAACCACCUCUCGAAGUUGUCGUCCCACGCGAUCGGUUUGUGCUGGCACUCAUGAACGAGCGUGCAAACGCCUCAGCCGUGCCUCAGCGACGAUCGCCAACGGAAGUUCACGACGACGUCGUAAUGAGGACAAACGACGAUCGCCUCGAUGGUGGUUCUUCAUCUCGACUGGUUUGCGCCGCGAUCGGUAAUGAUGAUGACGAUGACACGAUUAAUUAUUGA
This is a messenger RNA of Soboliphyme baturini, 267 nucleotides long. The record is from the annotation of a GenBank genome assembly. NCBI's taxonomy places the organism in Eukaryota, Metazoa, Nematoda, Enoplea, Dioctophymatida, Soboliphymatidae.